This is a messenger RNA of Suillus discolor, 636 nucleotides long. RefSeq lists its product as uncharacterized. NCBI's taxonomy places the organism in Eukaryota, Fungi, Basidiomycota, Agaricomycetes, Boletales, Suillaceae. The record is from RefSeq and is a predicted model, not a curated record. Bases 36 to 437 code for a protein of 133 amino acids. The transcript has a single exon.
GCUCGACAUCACAUCACCCAUAGAAGAGGCCCACCAUGGCCAUCCGUCGUUCGAAUACCGCACCUCAGGCUUUCGAAUAUCAAGUUCGACCUGGUCUAGCCAGGGCAAAGUCUACCGUAGAUGGCUUCAUUCCCCGCUUAGAUCAAACAUCGUUAGCCGCAUCAUCCCACCACGCCUUCGUGGCGACGGCGGCCUCACCGCUUGCAUCCCCGCGUGAUAGAGAGGACCCAUUCAGUCUUACGGGGUUUUUUCCCGUCUCAUACGAGGGGGAACAUUGGGAAUGGUUACGACAAGAGCAAACAUUUGAACCUGCUGAGGAUGAAGUACAAUCGGAGUGCUCGGUACCCGUCGUAGCUGAAGACGAGAUAGAGGAGACAAUCAAAGGAGAGGAUAAAAUGGGCGUGUUAUCAGUACUUAGUAAGUCCGAUCUAACAUGAGCGCAUGAGCUGUGCAUGAAGUUGAUAUGUCAAAGAUUUUACACAGCUGGAUGAUUUAUGCCUCAAACAGGGAUCUACUUGGUGGCCUAUACGAUGGGCAUUACAUGCGAUGUCUAGUAUAGUUUAGAUUUAUUAAUGUUAUUAUUAUUAUUUAUAUAAAAGUCUCACGAUUACACGUGUUUGUAAUUGUUUUUUCUCA